Cicer arietinum (chickpea) is the source of this 2036-nucleotide messenger RNA. RefSeq lists its product as uncharacterized. Lineage: Eukaryota; Viridiplantae; Streptophyta; Magnoliopsida; Fabales; Fabaceae. Gene Ontology annotation, biological process: proteolysis. Gene Ontology annotation, molecular function: dipeptidyl-peptidase activity; serine-type exopeptidase activity. Gene Ontology annotation, cellular component: vacuole. The record is from RefSeq and is a predicted model, not a curated record.
AACAUAUCUAGAAGAUUGUUCUUUAAAGGAGAUAGUAAAAUCCCUCAAAUUUUCUCUGUCUACCGAAACCAAAUCAAUAGAUGUUGAUUCAUAUAUGAAAUUAGUAUUUAGAUCCAAAAAGCCACAUAGUGACUUUGUGAAGAAUUGAACACUCUGAAGUCGGAUUGGGUCGAUGUCAUGGAAACGAAUGGUUUAAAGCUCGUGCUUUUCUUUCCUUGAACUUCUAUUGAUGUUUUUAAUUUAAAAACAAUUUAGACUACGUGGCUCUUUCUAAAAGAUUCUAUUGAUCCAAUGGCACAAAGUAGGUGAAAGAGGCACCCUACCUUUCCCGCCUCUAAGUCAAAGGAUCUGUUUCCGAGCUCCGAUUCAGUCUGAGAUUUAGCAAGAAUGGCAAGACACGGGUUCAGCAGAACACUUGUUGUUCUCACUCUCACCGUUAUCGCCCUUUCUUAUUCACGCCAGCCGUUAGCGUUACAACACUCCCCGCGAUUAUUUGCUAAAUUCGCAUCUUCAACCACUUCCUCCUCAUCCUCUCCGCAAUUCGAUUAUCACUACGAAACCAGAUUCUUCCAGCAGCAACUCGACCACUUCAGCUUUUCGGAUCUCCCCACCUUCCCUCAGCGCUACCUUAUCAACACCGACCACUGGCUGGGUCCCCAACACUCCGGUCCCAUUUUCUUCUACUGCGGCAACGAAGGAGACAUUGUUUGGUUCGCUCAAAACACCGGUUUCUUAUGGGAACUCGCGCCUUCGUUUGGAGCCAUGAUCGUUUUCCCCGAACACCGAUACUAUGGUGAGUCUGUGCCUUAUGGAAGUAAAGAUGAAGCAUAUAAGAAUGCUACCACUUUAUCAUUUCUUACGGCUGAGCAAGCUCUCGCUGAUUUCUCUGUUCUUCUCACCGAUCUAAAGCGAAAUUAUUCUGCAAUUGAUUGCCCUGUUGUCUUGUUUGGAGGAUCCUACGGUGGAAUGUUAGCAGCAUGGAUGAGACUCAAGUAUCCUCAUAUUGCUGUUGGAGCACUGGCAUCUUCAGCUCCAAUUCUUCAGUUUGAAAACAUUGUGCCACCCAAAACUUUCUAUGACAUAGUUUCCAAUGAUUUUAAGCGUGAAAGUUCCACUUGCUUUAACUAUAUCAAACAGUCAUGGGAUGAAAUAGCAUCUAAGGGUCAAACAAGCAAUGGCCUUGAACUUCUAACCAAAACUUUCAAAUUUUGUCAGAUAUUAAAUAGGACAGACGAUCUAUUGGAUUGGUUGGAGUCUGCAUAUAGUUAUUUGGCAAUGGUUAAUUACCCUUACCCUUCUGAGUUUAUGAUGCCUUUGCCUGGAUAUCCUAUCAAGGAGGUUUGCAGAAGGAUAGAUGGAGGUCCUGAUGGGACUAGUAUUCUGGAGCGCAUAUAUGAAGGAGUGAAUGUCUACUACAAUUAUACCGGAGAAGCUAAAUGUUUUGAACUGGAUGAUGAUCCUCAUGGCCUGGAUGGUUGGAACUGGCAGGCAUGUACUGAAAUGGUUAUGCCAAUGUCUAGCAGCCAGGAGUCCAGCAUGUUUCCACCAUAUGAGUUUAAUUACUUGUCUUUCGAGGAAGAAUGCUUCAAGAAUUUUGGAGUGAAGCCAAGGCCAAAAUGGAUUACAACAGAAUUUGGAGGGCAUAAUAUCCAUGCCGCCUUGAAGAAAUUUGGAAGCAAUAUAAUUUUCUCAAAUGGCCUGUUGGAUCCAUGGAGUGGGGGCAGUGUUUUGCAGAAUAUUUCUGAAAGUAUUGUUUCUUUGGUUACCCAAGAAGGUGCACACCACUUAGAUUUACGUGCUUCAACUGAAAAUGAUCCUGAUUGGUUGAUAGAGCAAAGGGCCACUGAGAUCAAGUUAAUUGAAGGGUGGAUCAAUGAAUAUUACCAGAAAAAUGAAGCUGUUUUUGAUAUGUAACGUAAACUAUUUUAGCCUGAACAAUUAUUAUGAAGUUAAAAUCUCAGUUAUUUACAUCGCGCCAGAAUACUAUAUUUUAGUUAAAAAUUAGAAUGUGAAAUUAAAACUGUUAGAUUUUAAAA